GCUUCGGCCACCCGCUCUAAUCGAAUCGCGUUUUGCAUCUUCCCCUCCUGCAGCUAUGGCUGAUCUUGCGGGCCGUAAGGUCUUCAAGGUCUUCAACCAAGACUUCGUCGUCGACGAACGCUACACCGUCACCAAGGAACUCGGACAAGGAGCUUACGGCAUUGUAUGUGCGGCCGUGAAUAACCAGACGAAUGAGGGGGUCGCCAUCAAAAAAGUCACCAAUGUCUUCAGCAAGAAGAUUCUGGCGAAGCGUGCUUUGCGCGAGAUUAAGCUCCUUCAACACUUCAGGGGCCAUCGAAAUAUCACCUGUCUGUACGACAUGGACAUUCCCCGACCCGACAACUUCAACGAGACUUAUUUGUAUGAAGAGCUGAUGGAGUGCGAUCUUGCUGCCAUCAUCCGCUCCGGCCAACCCCUAACGGACGCGCACUUCCAGUCGUUCAUUUACCAAAUCCUCUGCGGUCUAAAGUACAUCCACUCCGCUAAUGUUCUCCAUCGCGAUCUCAAACCCGGAAACCUGCUUGUCAACGCCGACUGCGAGCUCAAGAUCUGCGAUUUUGGCCUUGCCCGAGGCUUUUCGGUCGACCCCGAGGAGAAUGCUGGUUACAUGACGGAGUACGUUGCCACCCGGUGGUACCGCGCUCCCGAGAUCAUGCUGAGCUUCCAGAGCUACACAAAAGCCAUUGAUGUCUGGUCGGUCGGCUGUAUCUUGGCCGAGCUUUUGGGUGGGCGUCCGUUUUUCAAAGGCCGAGACUACGUCGACCAGCUGAACCAGAUCCUCCACAUUCUUGGCACCCCUAACGAAGAAACGCUGUCCCGGAUCGGUUCGCCCCGUGCCCAAGAGUAUGUGCGGAACUUGCCCUUUAUGGCCAAGAAGCCCUUCCCUCAGCUCUUCCCCAACGCCAACCCCGAGGCGCUCGACCUUCUCGACAGGAUGCUGGCCUUCGAUCCGACCAGCCGUAUCACGGUUGAGCAAGCUUUGGAGCACCCUUACCUGCAUAUCUGGCAUGACGCUUCCGACGAACCGGAAUGCAAGACUACCUUCAACUUCGACUUUGAGGUUGUCGACGAUGUCGGCGAGAUGCGCAAGAUGAUCCUGGAAGAAGUCUAUCGCUUCCGCCAGUUCGUCCGUACCGUUCCAGGCUCGGCGCAUGCAGCUUCUCAGGCGGCACAGCAGGCUGCUGCUGCUGCUGCUGCUGCUUCUUCUCAAGUGCCCAUCCCGUCCGGUCAUGGCCAGUGGACAGCAGACGAGCCUCGGCCUCAAGAGUAUUUGGGCCAGGGCAACGGACUUGAGGCGGACCUGGCCGGCGGCCUUGACGGAAGGAGAUAAGAGAUAUCCACCGUUCAGGCCAGUGGAAUGAGCCACUUGGCAUGAGCGCCUUCUGAUGCGAGACGAGUUGGGACGGCCGGCUUGUAGUCGGAAUUUUGAAUUCAGUAGCGUCUCUGACAUGUCUGAUUGGGAACCCUGCCAGUACUUGGGUGUAGGAACCAUGAUCCGGGGUCAAGGGACUGGGUGAAAAGCAUUGGGGUGACCAGUGGAGUGAAGAGACGGAUGCUAAGCGAUAUGUAGUUCAAGCAUCGGACGCAUAUGAACACUAUAAUGAAUGAUUGAAUUAUCGACCCCAGCAGCCUUGGAUUUCUUGUCUGUUUUAAUAUAUCAGUGGCC
This is a messenger RNA of Sodiomyces alkalinus F11, 1666 nucleotides long. RefSeq names its product pMAP kinase. Bases 56 to 1330 code for a protein of 424 amino acids. Gene Ontology annotation, molecular function: ATP binding; MAP kinase activity. Gene Ontology annotation, biological process: intracellular signal transduction; protein phosphorylation. The record is from RefSeq and is a predicted model, not a curated record. The transcript is spliced from 5 exons. NCBI's taxonomy places the organism in Eukaryota, Fungi, Ascomycota, Sordariomycetes, Glomerellales, Plectosphaerellaceae. Gene Ontology annotation, cellular component: nucleus; cytoplasm.